This is a messenger RNA of Cololabis saira (Pacific saury), 11873 nucleotides long. It is a transcript of the gene spega, whose product is annotated as striated muscle enriched protein kinase a. Bases 598 to 10683 code for a protein of 3361 amino acids. Gene Ontology annotation, molecular function: protein kinase activity; protein binding; ATP binding. NCBI's taxonomy places the organism in Eukaryota, Metazoa, Chordata, Actinopteri, Beloniformes, Belonidae. The record is from RefSeq and is a predicted model, not a curated record. The transcript is spliced from 42 exons. Gene Ontology annotation, biological process: protein phosphorylation.
GGAAACAGUAAUAUGGGAGAGAGGGAGACGGAUAGCAUGAGCCGAUUGAACUAGUUAGAAACCUAAAAAGGUUAAAGGGGUAGUUUUUAAUAAGCACUUAAAGGUGGAAACACACUAGAACAGAAGGCCUGAGUGGUUUGACAUUUAAGAAAAGGAUCUAUUUCUCUCUCUCUCUCUCUCUCUCUCUCGCUGUCUCACGACUUUUCAGUGGGGCUAAAGCUGUUGAUAGGGACCAUGGCAGUGGCUGCUAAUGCUUCAUGAUCUAGGGGGGACUUACACCUCUAGCCUGUGCGCGCUAAAGGACAUGCAGAGACGCAUCAUUUAACAAAUGAUUUGAGAUGAGAUAUUUCGCUCCAUGGCUCUUAUUACCUUAACUUGGACUUUGCGGGGAUGUACAAAGAAAGUCCUUUUGGCUGUAGAAGCAAAACCAAGCUCCCAGUGCAACAACACAGGGGAAACGGCCUCUGCACUCCCUGCCAGUCCAGAGAUAUUUGAACCAGUCUGGUGUUUUAGAGGAGACGCUAAUCAAUAAAUGCAGCUCUUCUUGAUACCUCAGUCCAAAAGUGAAGUUUGUGAAGACUUUUCAAAGAAACCAACAUGGCAGAUGUCCCAGAGUCAAGUCCCUGUCUCAACAUCCCUUCAAAAAAGGCCAAAAUAACCAAUGACCCCGUUCUUCCAAACACUGAGACAAAGACACAAGAGCCGUCAGCUCCAGUUUUCAUCCGUAAACUCCGAAAGGCGGCAGUGGGAACGGGUUGUGACAUUCGACUUAGGGUGUCGGUGUCAGGUCAUCCCAAACCCGUGCUUACUUGGUACCACAAUGAAGAGAUCCUUCCCCGCUCGGAGGCUCAGGAUUCUGGAGGGUUGUGGAUCCGGGACUGCCGCACAAGUGAUGCCGGCGUGUAUACAUGCCUGGCAACCAAUGAGCUUGGAGAGGGAAGCUGCAGCGCUGUAUUGGCUGUUAUGGACCUUGGCGAAGACUCUGAGACCACAGAAGAUGAGAACACAGAACCUCAGAUGGAAACCAAAGAAGGGCCCGGGAGACACCAGGACAAGGAUGGCCGAAGAGGACCCUCAGGUGAGGGAGGAAGGAUGAUGGACUAUAACCCGGACCCUUCAGACCGCAGGGCCACCCUGCCCGGCUCCUACGACCCCGUGGUGGAGCGAGAGCUCCGGGCUCUGGGCUCCCGCCCUCCGGGGCCACAUCUGGAUCCCACAAACCCAGCCAGGACUCAAAGUGCUGAUGAUUCAGCGCGGCUGCCCUCCCGUGUCCCCCUAUCUGCUCCUCUGUCUGCUCCCCAGCCACCUCUCAGCACAAGCAAACACGGCACCAAUCCCCCAGAAAAGGACUUGGAAACAUCCCAGCGUUCAAACCUUCAAGCUUCUAAGAAUGGCCAGUCGUCUGGGGGUAAUAGUGCGGUCAUGACACCCAAACUGGCUCGUGCAGCGCCCAAAAUCUUCGACAAGGUCCGAGCUUUUGAGGAGCGAAGGGCGAGUGUGGAUCUUCCAAGAAGGGGAGCUUCCUUUGACUCGGAUGACAGCGGAAAGGCAGCAGCUGGUACCAACAAAGACGAGGGACGAGCCCCGCAGGGCGCGACCCAGAAGAGAGCAGCAUUCCAGCAACGGGCGUCUUCCCUGGAGGACAAGACCAGCUUCUCCCAGAGGGUCCAAAGCUACCAGAGCAAGUUUGCAGAAGAGCUGCAGAGGAUCAAGAAACUUGUGGGGAAGCCGAGCUUGAAGAAGUCAUAUUCCACCGAGCAGGUGUCGCUGAGAGAUAGGGUGCACACGGGGAAAGUAGAGCCCAUUCCUCCCCAAGUGGUUAAGAAGUUGGAGGCGAGGGAGCGAGCUCUGGAGGAGAGGAAAGUUGGGGGGAGGGAAGAUGAGAGCACGUUGCAGGUUUCUCUACAGGCCCAGGAAAAAGCUCUGGGUAGGCAAAGAAGCAAACCUGACGAGAAUAGGAUGACACAGAAGGUGGAAGACUCAUCGCAAGGAAGCACAGGGAAAAUUUCUGUUACCAUGGAAACGGCACCAGUUCACCAGUUACCAGGACAACCAGCUGCAAGGAAAAGCCUGAUCAGAGACCCAAGAAUGGAUUCAGGGAGAGACAACGAACCGGACAAAAAGUCAGAGCAGAGGUCGUCCAACCCAACGGUGAAGAGAGUCUCCAUAGUAACGGUGAAGGAACCAGGCUCCCAGCAUCCCCCGAAAUCCUCCCGCUUCACCCCGUCUCCGACUCCUUCCAUCAGCCCGCUGAUGAAGAAGAGGAGGGCCGAGGCGGGGCGGAGGUCUCCAUCCUUCAAACUGAACAUCCCCACAAUUGUGGUGAAGGAUGAACUCAUGGAGACAGAAAGUGGCGGAGACGGGAGCAGCGAGACGAGCAAGGCCAGGAGGAAGGAUGGCAGAACCCGCAAAGGCAGGAGAAGUCGCUCCGCUCCACCUGGCUCUCCUGAGGAAGGGGGUUCGUCCGACGACUCCUACCUGUCCCUGGACGAGGAGCCGCCAGAGGCCCCGGCGUUUGAGAAGCCUCUCCAGGACACGACAGCAUCUAGUGGAUCUGAGGUCACGCUGAAAUGCAUCGUCACAGGCAGCCCAGCCCCCCGAGUGACAUGGAGAAAGAAUAAUGUGGCGAUGUGGAGCGAUGCCUUUCAUGUGGUUAAAGCUGAGGGUGAGAAGCACAGUCUGGUGAUAAAGGAGAUGAAGCGACACAACGCAGGGUCAUACUGCGUCACAGCCGUCAACCCAGUGGGCAGAGCAACCUGCAGCGCCACCCUCUACAUCCAGUCAGAGCCGACCGGCGAGCAACGUGGGAAAGCCCCCGUAUCCCUGGAAGUCACCUGUCCGGUCCCUUCAGAUGAAGAGUAUCUGAGCCCUCAGGAGGAGGCGAUGGAGCUCGGAGACUCGCUGUCUCCGAAAGGCGUCUACUUCAAAGAACCUCUCUCAUUUCAGGUGGCACCAUGUGACCAGGAAGUAACUGAGGGUCAAGAUGUUGUUCUGUCAGCAAAGGUCAAAGGCCAGCCCAAACCCACGGUCCACUGGAUGAAAGACGGAGUGGUGGUGAAGACGGCAGGCCGCCACACUGUGCGAGAGAUGGAAGAUGGCACCAGUGAAAUAAGAAUCAGCUCGGCUCAGAAGUCAGAUGCAGGUUUUUAUGUUUGUAAGGUCGUCAACAAGUAUGGAGUCAAGCAGCUGGAGUGCAGAUUGGAGGUCAGAGCUGCAGCACAGAUGGCUCUCAGAAUCACCAGGGAGGUGGAAGACGUGUCUGUGAGGGCUGGAGAGUCAGCCAUGUUUGAGUGCUACAUCACAGGACCUGCAGAUGUCGACGUGGACUGGUUGUCUAACGGAAAGCUGAUGCAGCCAGCGCUGCUCAACUGUAAGAUGCACUUUGAUGGAAAGAGAUGCCGCUUGAUGCUGAAUUCAGUACACGAAGAUGACAGCGGGACAUAUGUUUGCAAGUUGAGCACUGCCAAGGAGGAGCUGACUUCAAGUGCAAAACUGACAGUCGCCCCGUCCAGGGAGCCGCUGUUCACUCGUAAACUGGACAUCCUGGAAGUGAUCGAAGGACGCACAGCACGGUUUGACUGUAAGGUGAGCGGGUCACCUGCUCCACGGGUCACAUGGAUGCACUUUGAGACGAGACUAGAAGAGAGUGAUAAUAUUCGCAUCCUUCAAGAGGGCGGCCGCCACUCACUUGUCAUCAUCCACGUAAGCAGCAGCACAGAGGGCUUUUAUACGGCCAUCGCUCAGAAUAUGCAUGGGAAGUCUGAAUGUACGGCUGAGCUGUACAUGCAAGAGCCCAGGGCUGCCAUCUCCUCUCACAUGUCCAAGUUGGAGAAGAUGCCAUCCAUCGCAGAGGAGCCUGAAAUGCUGGAAAAUGAGACGGAGAGGAGGACCAUGCCGGACUUCCUCAAACCUUUGACUGAUGUAGAAGUGAUUGAAGGGAAGGAGGCGGGGCUUAAAUGCAAAGUGUCGGGCCUGCCCUAUCCAACCAUCGCCUGGUACCACAAUGGGAAAAAAAUUGAAAGCAGUGAAGAGCGUAAAAUGGCUCAGUACAGGGAUGUCCACAGUCUGGUCAUCCGGAGCGCCUGUCAUGCUCACGGGGGCGUCUACAAGGCUGUCAUCUCAAACAAAGUGGGCAAAGCCGCCUGCUACGCUCAUCUCUACAUCACAGAUAUCGUUCCCGACCCUCCUGACGGCCCUCCCGCAAUCGAAACCAUUACAGGGAAAACUAUAACCCUCAGCUGGAAGAGACCAAAGAGGGUGGACACUUCACUGGACACCAGCUCUUUGCUGUAUGUGGUCCAGCAGCAACAUCUGGGCUCUAUCCAGUGGUCUGUUGUGGCCUCCAACCUGAAGGAGACAAACUACACCGUCACAUCUUUGUCCAAGGGAGUCCGAUAUGCUUUCAGAGUCCUGACGUCCACCGGAAAGACACUGAGCAAACCUUCACCUUCCACUGAUCUGGUCCAGCUGCUGGACAGAGGGCCAUAUUUGAGGAGAGCACCAGUCAUUUUGGACAAACCUGACGUUGUGUAUGUCGUAGAGAACCAAUCUGCAAACAUCACCAUCACCCUUAACCACGUGCAUGCAGCCGUCACCUGGAAAAGGAGGGGUGUGCCGUUGGUCCAGAGAGCAGGAGCGUUCGAGAUGAGCAUGCCAGACGACGAUCAGCACAGCCUGAAGAUCCAGCGGGUCAAGAACACGGACAUCGGUCAGCUGGUGGUCACAGCCAGUAACCAGUUUGGCAGUGACCUCUGCACGCUCCAGCUGGCCCUGGCAGUUCCUCCUAAAUUUGAGUCCAUCAUGGAGGAUGUGGACAUACAUGUUGGAGAAACGUCACGCUUGGCUGUUGUGGUUGAAGGGAAGCCAGAUCCAGAUAUUCUGUGGUUGAAGGAUGACAUCCUCCUCUCCGAGAGCAAACACUUCACAUUUGUGUACGACGAUCCAGAGUAUUCCCUGGUGGUGCUCAACGCUCAGCCAGAGCACUCCGGAGUUUAUACCUGCACCGCCAAGAACCUGGCCGGACCCAACACCUGCAAGGCCGAGCUCACAGUCCACACAGAGCAAAGACAAGCAUCAGAGCCGAUGGAAGACGAGGGGACCAUUCUGAGGAGGAUGAGGCAUUUGGCAGAUUACUAUGAUAUCCACAAAGAGAUAGGGAGGGGGGCCUUUUCCUAUGUGAAGAGAGUGACACUGAAGAAAGAAAAGACCGAAUUUGCUGCCAAGUUCAUUUCUGCCCGGAAGAAGAGGAAAGCCUCGGCUCUCAGGGAGAUGGAUCUGCUGGCUCAGCUGGACAAUGAGAGGAUUCUGUACUUUCACGAUGCUUUUGAGAAGAAGAACGUGGUGGUGCUCAUCACAGAGUUAUGUCACGAGGAGCUGCUGGAGAGAAUGGCCAAGAAAACGACAGUCAUGGAAUGGGAGAUCCGCAGUAGCGUUCAACAGAUUUUGGAGGGCCUUCUCUAUCUUCACCAUAAAAAUAUUGCUCAUCUCGAUAUAAAGCCUGACAAUAUCCUGAUGGCACGUCCCGGCAGUGAUGAUAUCCGGAUUUGUGACUUUGGAAAUGCCAUGAAAUUAGAGCCCUCAGAGGAGUACUACUGCAAAUAUGGCACGCCGGAGUUUGUGGCACCAGAGAUUGUUAACCAGACCCCCGUUUCCACAGCAACAGACAUAUGGCCUGCUGGUGUCAUCGUUUACCUCUGCCUUACCGGGGUUUCUCCGUUUGCUGGGGAGAAUGACAGAGCCACCGCCUUAAACAUCCGCAACUACAACGUCGCCUUCGAGGAGCGCAUGUUUUCUGACCUCUGCAAAGAAGCAAAGGGAUUUGUCAUCAAGCUUUUAGUAGUGGACAGACUGAGGCCCAGCGCCACUGAGUGCCUUCGCCACCCAUGGUUCAAGUCACCAACAAACAAGAGCAUCAGCACAGCGAUGCUGAAGCAAGUGCUUUUAAGAAGACGAUGGCAGCGGUCUCUUAUCAGCUACAAAUCCAAAAUGGUGAUGCGGUCCAUCCCAGAGCUCCUGAACGACUCGUCUAACCACAUCUCCAUAGCGGUGCCCCGGCAUUUAAAAGAAGGCUCCCCCCCGCCCUCGUCCUCGUCCGACUCGGAUGCAGAUGUGGACGAGCUCCCCUUCAGUCCUAUGCCACUGUCCAUGGCCUUCUCCAGUUCCAGGGUUUCCCUUAAUGAGAUCCCAGGGGAUGAAGAUGUUAGACAUCUAGGUGUUGUUGCUGAUGGGUCAAGAAAAACAGACGUGAUGGAUCCAACAGGCACUGGAGAAGGUGCUUGUCAAAAGAUUAAAGGUGAAGAAGAAAUGCUCGAUGAGAAGAAGAUGGGGGAUAGCAGGCAAGUCGCCCUUAAAAAAGAAUCAAGUGUGGAGUCUGAUGAAACACAGACAAGAAGCAGGCGCGCCACGAUGAGGAGAGGCAGCUCUGCUGAUUCAGCGCUGCUUCUCCACAUUGACCCAGAGGAGGAAAAUGCAGAUAAGAACUCAACGGGAAUCAACAACAGCCUGAAAAAAGCUGUUUCUAUGGAGCUACCCCAUCGGAGCCCGAGCCCUGGGCCUGCGAGUCAGGAGGAGUAUGCCCUAAAACUGGAACUGAUGAGACAGCGGCUGCUCAGGGGAGGGAACAUGGAUAAAAAGAUGAGCGGCCUCCGAGGGCCCUUGUUUGAAACCCUCGGCAUGGACGAUGAGAGGCGGACAGGAUCUCUAGAUCGAAAUUUGAGGCGAUCCAGAGCUGUGCAGUCGACUCUCACCAGAGCAGCGUCUUCUGAGAGUCCGGGAGAGGACAUGCCAAAGACCAAAGUUUUACGCAAAAGUGUGUCCUUCACUCAGGACUCUGAGCCCAUGCCCAUGCACCGCAGGUUUGGAGCCCCUUUAGAGAUUCCCUCCGCGGUUAAUGCUCCCCUAGAUGGGAAGAUACUCCGAGAGGCAACCUCAAUGUCUGCACUGGGAGAACAAACACUGGAGUCCCCCUCACCGAGAGAGAAAACCUCCUUUGUGUUCCCGACACCAGCAAACUUGGACCAACAUCAAAAACAGAACAAUGUGAAAAAACAUGAGGAUGUAGAUGCGAGGACAGAGAAAAGGACCAAAACUCAAGUGGAAAAGGAAGAUGUAGUGGAAUCUGAGAGAUCUCCGUCUGUUAUUACUCCUAUCAUUGUAAUAGAGGAGGAUGAUGAUGAAGAGGAAGAGAGUAAAGGCGAUCGGGUGUUUCGGUUUCAUGAGGAAACACCACAAAAUAAUAAACAAUUUGCACAUGAAGGAGGCACUCAAGCUGUUGCAGAGCCGAGUAGAAUGUCUAGCAGGGGCCGAUCUAAAGCGAAGACGGGUGAUAUAAAGUCUAGAGAUGCCUUUGCAUCACCUGAACAUCCCGCAGUUUUUGCCAAAGUAGCAAGCAGCGACAGAGCCGCCGGUUCUGCCUCCUCUUCAUCAAUCCCCAAUCCUCCUGCCGUCCCCCGCCCCCCCGUACUCAGGACAGACAUCAAAGACAUCGAUUCAGAGGAGGUCUUUGAAGCCAGGUUUAAGAAGCGGGAGUCUUCUCUCACACGAGGCCUUCGCAAACUGACCGGAAACAAAUCCGAGGAGAAGUCGCCCGUACUGGACCGCAAGGCGGAAGGGGGCGAGGAUAUUUACAGGCCGGGGCCCAGGGGGGCACCUCUUGAGAUGGUUUCCAAAGGACUGCAGGAAAAAUCCAAAUCUGUUCAAGAUUUAAGAGGGGUAGAGCGGGACUCGGGCCUCAGUCUUAUUGGAAGGUUUUCGAUGCGAGGAAAACGGUCGUCAUCUACUGAAAAGGGGGAGAAGGCAAAGGAUGAAAAGCAAGAGAACGUGCAGGAACCUGCUGUAAGCAAGAGGGUUUCAUGGGCUGUUGGUCGCAGUAAGUCCCUGGAUGCAAAAGACCUGAGUGUUGCAGGGACACACAAGCAGCCGGACGAGAGAGAGCAGAGGAAGGCCGACGAGUCCUCCGUUUCUGCCAUGAGACGCAAGUUUGAGUCCAAAGUGGCCGGAAUCUCUGCCAAGAUAAGAAGUCAGUCUGAGGAAAGGAAGGCUAAAGAAGCUGGGGGAAGUCAGAAAGACUUGGUUCAAAAAAGUCUUAAUAAUGUCCCAGACUCUCCUGUCCUGGCGAUGCGUCAGAGAUUUGAGAACAAAGUGGCAGAAAUAUCCACAAAAAUCCGCAGUCAGUCCGAGGAGAGAAAAGGAGACCCAGAGAGUCGGAGCACACCCCUGUUUGCUCGCCACCGCCACUCUCAGUCCGAGGGUCGCGGGCUCAAAGGAAUGGGCAUCCCUGAGAAUCAGCUCGCCAAACAGACCGCCACUUCUGCAUCCAAGGACUCCAUUGAAUCUGCGUCGAGCAUGCAGUCUGAAAAAGCCCCAGAGGGCGAGAGGAGGUCACGGUGGGACAGAUGGGGCUUGACAAGAGCAAAGAAGGACAAAACUCCCUCCCAAACGUCCUCCCAAACUGAUCUGCCCACGUCUGCACCAAAAGAAGAGGGUUUGACAAAAGGCCAGCAGUUCAUCCGCUCCACAUCCGAUUUUGCACCAGUGUUCCACAUCAAACUGAGAGACAACGUCUUACUAGAGGGGGGGCCUGUCACUCUGAGCUGCCUUCCAGCUGGCAGUCCACCUCCAAGCAUCGCGUGGAUGAAAGACCGGAAACCGUUGGAGGUGACGGACGACAGGAUGAAGCUGAUGUCUCCUGUAGACGGCAGGCAGCUCCUCAAGAUCUAUAAGUCCAGCCACAGGGACGCUGGAGUUUAUGAGUGCGUAGCGAAAAACCCUAUAGCUACUGUCACCACCUCCUGCACGCUCUCCAUAGCCUGCAUCCCAAAACGACCAGGGACCCCCGAAGUGGCUCAGACGUACAACAACACGGCUCUGGUGCUGUGGAAGCCGGCGGACACCAAGUCCCAGUGCAGCUACUCCCUGGAAAGAAAAAUAAAGGGUGAAUCUACGUGGGUCACGGUUGCCACCGGAGUUGCUGACUGCUACUACAACGUCACCGACCUGCCAGCAGGGGGCACGUUUGAGUUCAGAGUGUCCUGCGUCAACAAGGCGGGACAGGGACCGUACAGCAGCUGCUCUGCUCCAGUCAGCCUGGACCCAUCAGCUGGAGGAGCUUCACCUGCUGUUGCCGUCGUAAAGACAGUCCCAGCCGCACCUGGGCCAGGACCUACGUCCUCCACCACACUCCCUCAGAUCAAAUCAGUCCAGAGCAGCGCCCCAAGAGCCACAUCCUUCACCUCCGCUUCUCCAAAGGAUGGUGCAUUCUCUCCUCAAGCUCCAUCCCUAUCACCCACGACGGUGGUCACUCCCCCCCCUCCAUCUCCUGAGCCUUUGAGCUCUAAAGCAAAUCCUCCAUCAGUAAUUUCAGGCGAAGAUGCUCAGAAAGUAAGCACCACUCUUCCUUUUCCAUCCACAGUCAAAAGCGCUUUUGUUGUGCCCAAACCCCAGAGUCCCAUAAACGUGGUGACCCCUAUGACCCAGACCCCACCCAUAUCUCCUCUUGUAACCCCACCUACGACCCCCACAAAACCAGUGCUGGCCUCGGUGCCCAGUUACGCCCCCGUGAGCACCGCCACUGCUCGCGUGGCCCUGACCCCCGUGGCCUUUACUCCACAAGUACUCCAGGCCUCCAGCCUGAGCCCCUUCGGAGAGGGGGCCAGCACUCCCACGAGAGGCACUCCCUCCGGACGCAGCACCCCCUCCACGGCUCUACGACAGGGAAUCCCACAGAAACCAUACACUUUCCUGGAUGAGAAAGCCAGGGGUCGAUUCGGGGUGCUCCGUGAGUGCAGAGAGAACGCCACGGGUAAGAUGUACAUGGCAAAGAUCAUUCCUUACAGUCAGGAGAGCAAGCAGGAAGUCCUUAAGGAGUAUGAAAUCCUAAAAUCCCUUCACAACGAAAAGAUCAUGGCUCUGCAUGAGGCCUACGUCACACCACGCUACCUGGUGCUGGUAUCGGAGUACUGCACAGGCAAAGAGCUGCUCUACAGCCUCAUUGACAGGUUUCGCUACUCUGAGGACGACGUGGUGGUUUACCUGGUCCAGGUUCUCCAAGCUGUGGAGUACCUCCAUAACAAUCGUGUCCUCCACUUGGACCUCAAACCGGACAACAUCAUGGUGACCAACCUCAACAUCAUCAAGAUUGUGGACCUUGGCAGUGCUCAGAGUUUCAACCCCCUCAACCUGAGACGGCAGGACUCUGGGCUGGGAACACUGGAGUACAUGGCUCCCGAGACAGUCAAAGGUGAAGUUGUUGGUCCUCCUGCUGAUAUCUGGGCUGUUGGAGUUGUUACCUACAUCAUGCUUAGUGGCCAGCUUCCCUUUGAAGACAAGAAUCCUCAACAAGUUGAAUCCAAAAUCCUGAUGGCCAAGUUUGACCAAACUAAACUUUACCCCAAUGUGUCCCAAAGUGCCUCGGCUUUUCUCAAGAAGAUGUUAAGCAGUUACCCAUGGGCCCGUCCAACCACACGUGACUGCUUCACGCAGGCUUGGCUGCAGGACUCGUACCUGAUGAAGCUCAAGAGGCAGACUCUCACCUUCACCUCCGGCCGGCUCAAGGAGUUCCUGGUGGAGCAGCAAAACCGCCGCGUAGAGAGCGUCACCAAGCACAAAGUGCUGCUGCGCACCUACCAGAGCUCGGCUCGGCCUGCAACGUCUGAGCCCGCAUCACCGAUUUCCACCGCCAAAUGAGACAACAGGGAUAUUGCAACACCUGACAUCAGAAUGUGGAGUUCAAUCGGCCCCCAAAAGAAAGUUAGAAACCUGAUCGUGGGUUUUGAACCUCUGCUGCACGAGAAACAUCAGCAUUGCCUCCGUCAAAAGCACCGGUGUCCAGAGAGCGCACAAGGGACGCCAUGUGUUAUUUUGGAAAAUUCAAUGUUCAUUUAAUCGAUAAAAUCCAGAACUACUCAGCAACUCCAGAGAGAGAGGACACCGGGUAUUCUUUGUUUGUCUCUUAAUUGUUUCUCCGUUAUAUUAUCACUUCUGAAAUUGCACAUUUAUAUUUGGUUAAAUUAAUUAUCGGCCUCCACUCGAUCAGCCUGAAAAAUGUAUCAUUAGUACCUUUACUGCAAAAACGACUAAAUGUGUUUAUAUCCCCCAGUUUUAGUGGUAAACAACUCAUGUGACUGUACCAUGAUUUAAGCUGCUAAUUUAUUUUUAAAAUUUAGUCACAUUUUAAAACUCAAAACUAAAAAGUUUUUUUUUGUUUUUUUUCUUCAUUUUGAAAAUGUGUUUACGUUUUUCAUGUUAAUUUAUUUGCAUGUGUGCGUGUGCCACUCUUGAUUUACUAUUCAAAUUAGCAGUGAGGCCAAACAAACUAACAAAAAAAGGUCAAAAUAAGGAGUGUCCUUGUGAUUGAUGUUAAGUCAUACAGUAAACUAUUUUAGGGCAUGAUAGGAAUUUGUCGUACAACUUCUUGUUCUGUGGUAUUACAAGUACAAAAAGCAGUUCAUGAUGUUGAGUAAUUAACAGUUUACUCUGGAAAAGUCCGCUCACUCGCUCUGGUUUGUCAGUAUUACACAUCAGUCGGUUUGGUUACCUAAAUCGCGAUCAUCUCAAUUGGAUUAACGUACAAAAUGUUGAUCUUGUGAAUGUGUGUGUAGAUCUGUUGGAAAGCAAAGGCUCGACUGCUACAUUUGGACAUAAAAUCACAAACAAGUGUACACUGAUAAUGCUAAAUACAUUCAUGCAAACAUACAGUACAUACAUGAAGUCCUUGUAAUAAUAGAUCGUCUUGUGUAUUGCUCUAUCACAGUGUUCCUUUUGUAAGAAUUUGGAUGGUUGAAGAUUUGUAAAUGUACCAAUUUGCGGUGUUUAUACGUGUAAAAUAAUUCAAAUAGUUUUUAUGAGAUAGGAUGUAAUAAACUAUUGAUACAGUU